CCGUCCUCUUCCACGUAUAACACGUCCUCCUAUGCUACAGUCUCGACUUCAGAAAUCUACAGAAGCGUCAGCGGCUUGGUGCUCUUGGAUCAACCGCGGCGGAGGACAGCAACGUCGCUGCUAGCUAGCGGCUAGCCGAAGCUAGCUAAGAGUAACAACAACUCUGAGGGGGGGUGGUGUCUGUGCCGGUGGAGAUAUAAAAACCAGCGAGAGAGACGGACAAGGAUCCCACACUAGCAGGACGAGCAACAAACAUCCCGUUCUCAUCAGGAUGGGGUCUGCAAUUUCACGAUGGAGGGCUAAACCCUCCACUGUAGAAACGUUGGAACGACUUGAAAAGGAAAUCCAGACUCUUGAGGACUACGGUGAAAAGUCUCAAAGACAGCUAAAGAGAUGGGUCGGCACAAUGCUGCUGUACUCGGCUUUGAUAUACUUGAUCACACUCAUCGUUGUGUAUCUCUGGUACCUGCCGGAACAGUUAAUGGGCCGACUCGUACUGAUUCUACUCUUUUUGUUGUUUCCAUUUUUAGUGUGGUUACUUCGAAAGGUGCUUGUGAUCAUCUUUUCACGAAGAACUGAAAAGAAUAAUGAAAAACUGGAAGAACUUAAAGAGACUAAAAGGAAAAUACUUGAGGAAGUUAUGGAAACUGAGACGUAUAAAAAUGCCAAAAUGAUUUUGGAAAGAUUUGAUCCUGAAUCCAAGAAAAAAAAUGAACUUGAAUCCACUCCAGUCGGCCCCCAGCUGACUCCCAGACCAGGACAAGAGCUCCGUCAGCGCAUUGUCACUCCAAAGAGCUCACCAAUGGUGCAGAAUCCUGGAAGCGCCUCUGCUACCCGCCCUCCUCUCGCCCCUGGGCCCAGCCAUCCUGGUCGAGCUGCCCAUUCUGCUCCAGGUGGACCCCCAGAGAGGGGCCUGUCAGCAGUAGCUGCUCAGCAGAGCUUGAUGAGGAGGCCCAUGACCCCGGGAACACCUGUUCCAGGAGUCGGGAUGCACCCCCCUGGCCCACCCAUGGCGAGACCUAUUCUCCCAAGGGAAAGGGGAGCUGUCGACAGAGUCAUCGAGUAUCUUGUUGGAGACGGUCCUCAGAACAGAUAUGCUCUCAUAUGCCAGCAGUGUCUCUCCCAUAACGGCAUGGCAUUAAAAGAAGAAUUUGAAUACAUCGCCUUCCGGUGUGCAUAUUGUUACUUCUUGAACCCUGCAAGAAAGACCAGACCUCAGGCUCCCAGACUCCCUGAGAUUCCUGCUGAGCUGAAGAUGCCAGUAGCGGAGGCACCCUCAACAUCUGCUGCUGCUGCUGAUGAAGAAGACCAGCUUGCUUCAGGAAACCCCAAGAUCGCUGACGUCCCUCUUGGAAAUGACGCCCAGGAGCCCGGCACAGUCGCCACCACCGAGGCCGGUUCUGCAUCAGACAGCCAAAACACCCCAGAGCCACAUGACCCGCCUUCUGAGAAAUCCGAUGAUGAGCACGAUACUUCUGCUAUGGAAGUGGAAUAAAAGGGUGGCGAUUUCAGCUCAUUAGGAUGGAACGGGUUUUUUUUGAGGGAAUGAAAUAAGUCAGAAUAAAGUAAAUACUCUUAGUUACAAAUAAAAUGCAAUUAUAAUCCAGCUCUUAAUGUGGUUUUCAAGCUGCUUGAACUCCUUUGUGCUAAAAACAGCUUUUAAACUUGUGGCAGAAGUAUUGAAGUGUCUCUCUACAUAAAAUAACAGAGCAAAGGAUUAUACCAGAUGUUCUUUUCCAGGUUGUAUUUUAUGUUUUCAGUCAUUUUCUUCUUUUAUUUGUGUUGGACUGAACCUUUUUUUUUUUUUUGGCGUUUUUGUUUUGGUAAGAAGGAAAUAGAACAAAUAGAGCAUGAGGUAUUUUGUGAGAAAAGUGUUAUUUAUGCUAUAUUUAUAGGCAAUUUUCUUUAAUGUCGCACUUGUUGUUUACAGUGCUUACUGGGGUACGUUGCAGCCUGUAGGACGUAAGAUGUUUACACUUGUAUGGUACUGUUGACCCAAUGCACACGCAGAACAGUAUGUAAUUAUCACUGAAAGCUGGUUUGUUAGAACUGCACUCUUCUCAAAGUGCCUUUUUAUAUGUUGUGUAUGUUUUUGUAUGUCUUGUCAAUAAAAUGAAACAUUUUUAAUAGACAAUGUAACCUACCUGUUUUUAUUUGAGACGCUAUCUGCUGCUCGGUUGUAUAAAUUCAUGUGCUGUAGAAAUGAUACAAAAUAAACAUUUGAGGAAAACCUGCUUAAA
Messenger RNA from Fundulus heteroclitus (mummichog), 2240 nucleotides. It is a transcript of the gene lnpka, whose product is annotated as limb and neural patterns a. Bases 272 to 1495 code for a protein of 407 amino acids. The record is from RefSeq and is a predicted model, not a curated record. Gene Ontology annotation, biological process: endoplasmic reticulum tubular network organization. The transcript is spliced from 13 exons. NCBI's taxonomy places the organism in Eukaryota, Metazoa, Chordata, Actinopteri, Cyprinodontiformes, Fundulidae. Gene Ontology annotation, cellular component: endoplasmic reticulum tubular network.